GAGGCUCGCUGCGGUUCCCGUCGGACCCUUGAAGCGGACGGACCAAACAAAAAGUGUCCCGCCGGAAGCUCGUCCAGGCUCCGGAGGGAAGAAGUCCGAGUUUAAGAUGAAGUUUCGGGGGAAGAUCGUGGACGUCGCCUGCCUGAACCACUUCAGCCGAGUCAUCACCACCAUCUCCAAGCUGACGAAGAUGUGCGUCCUGCGGCUAACUCCAGACAACCUGUUCUUCGUUUUGUCUGAGAAAGUGGCCAACGGAGGAGUCAGCAUGUGGUGCGAACUGUCGCAGGCCAACUUCUUCGAUGAGUACCAGAUGGAGGGCGUGUCCCCCGAGGACAAUGAGAUUUGUCUGGAAGUGACUCCAGAGAACCUGUCCAGAGCUCUGAAGACGGUCCAGAGCGCCAAGUCGGUCAAAGUCAAACUGACCAAGAAGCACUGCCCCUGCCUCACCAUCGCUGCCGAGCUGCCCACCCUGUCCAGCAUCAGUCGAGUCGUCACUCAUGACGUCCCGGUCGACGUCAUCCCCCGGAGACUCUGGCAUGAAUUCAUAGAACCGAGCGUUCCGGACUUUGAUGUCAGCAUCUACCUGCCGCCUCUGAAGACCAUGAAGAACGUCGUGGACAGAAUGAAGAACCUCUCCAACUUCCUGGUGAUUGAAGCCAACCUGAACGGAGAGAUGAACCUGAAGAUCGAGACAGAUCUGGUUUCUGUGACCACUCACUUCAAAGACCUGGGAAACCCUCCGUGGGGUGAUGACUCCUCUCAGGACGGUGGUCCAUCUCAGGGCAGAGACCCAGACAGCAUGGCGGAGGCCAGGGUGGACAUCAGGAGGCUGCAGCAGUUCCUCAUGGGACAGCAGGUCAACCCCAGCAAGGCCAUGUGCAAUAUUGUCCAUCAGAGGAUCCUCCACCUGAUUCUGCUGCAUGAGGACGUGUCCCUGCAGUAUUUCAUCCCUGCAGUGGCGUAGGAGCGUCUACGCCACUAGGGUUCGCUGUGGGUUUGAGGUAAAGAAAAAGCGGAUGUGAACUGGUUUUGAGUAAACCCCACAUGCCAAAGGAAUCCUCUGAAACUCAACAUGUCUGGGAAGUCUGACCUGCAUUUCAGUGACAAUGUAAAGUUCGUUCGAGGCGUCACCGCAGGAAGACUUUACCCUCUGACUUGUGGUUGGAGCAAAGUCAUGCUGAUAAGCCCACAUUUAUCAGAACAGGAGUGACAUUUGGACAGUUGAGACAGAAGUUGCACAUUUAUUGUUUGUGAGUUUCAGGUUGUUGCUUUUUUGCAUUAAAAAUGUUUUUUUCAGCUGCUGCAACACAAUGUGUUUACUUGGAUUAUCUAUGUCUGAUAUUUACAUUUGAUGAUCUUAACCCUCGUGUCGUCCUGCAGGUCAAAACUGACCCGUUUUAAAGUUUGAAAAUGUGGGAAAAAAUAUAUUUUCACAGUGAAACUUCUGAUGUCCACAUUUCCAACAUUUUUGGGAAAUCUUUGAACAUUUUUUGGUGGAAAAAAAUGCUAAAAAAAGUUUCUUAAGAACAUUCACAAAAAAAAAUCAACUAAAAUCCAGCGAGUUUCACUUAGAAUUUUUUUGGAAGAUUUUUACUAUUUUUUUGAAAAUAUUUACAAGAAUUUUCUUGCCAAAUUUGGGGGAUUUUUUAAAAAUAAAACUUUUAAGGGAAGCUGUAAAGCAAUUAUUGGAAUUUUCUUCCUGAAGGUUUUGCAAAUUUCAGAAAUUUGGGGAUUUUUUUUGCUGAAUUUUUGGAAAGGAAACAAUAUUUUUUGGUGCCCAUAAAUGAAGACAACAGGAGGGUUAAAGACGAAGGCGUCCUCAUGCAGGUUUUCUGCUCUGACUAAUUAGUGCUGAGUUUAUUUCUGUGAUUUACAGGGAGUCAACUCACUGUUUUUUAUUCGGCACAUUUAAAAGCACCAAAGUGUAAAAAACCACAUGAAUGUUAACCAUGAACACAAGUAGAACUAUUCCAUCCUGCAGUGCUAUCUAUGGUGUAAUAAACACAUAAAGGAUUAAAACCUGACUAAUAUA
Messenger RNA from Amphiprion ocellaris (clown anemonefish), 2032 nucleotides. It is a transcript of the gene hus1, whose product is annotated as HUS1 checkpoint clamp component. The transcript is spliced from 8 exons. The coding region runs from base 107 to 964 and encodes 285 amino acids. The record is from RefSeq and is a predicted model, not a curated record. Gene Ontology annotation, biological process: meiotic DNA integrity checkpoint signaling; nucleotide-excision repair; telomere maintenance. NCBI's taxonomy places the organism in Eukaryota, Metazoa, Chordata, Actinopteri, Pomacentridae. Gene Ontology annotation, cellular component: site of double-strand break; nucleolus; checkpoint clamp complex.